AUGGCGGACAAUGGCAACUGGUCUGUACUUACUCAAGAAAUACCCACCGGCUCCGGCAUCCACCAAAUGGUGGCAGAUGUACAGGUAAAUGGCCAAACAGUUUCCAAACAUGUGUUUCCGACCAAUGAAACAAGCAUGGGAAUAGUCAAGAACAUCGGUGGAUGCAGACUGGCAGGUUCUGUUUACAUGAGCAAUACCACUGUUAACGACCCAGCCAUUUGCUCUACGGUGACAUGCGAUGUAAAUGGAGUUGCCACAGCGGUCAAUCAAUGCCCCCCAAUGCACCAUUGCCAGGGUAAUGGGAGUUGUGUUUUUAACACAAUGUGCACUCUGACCGGUUGCACCGUCAUCAAUUUUGUCGGCCGUGUUCAUAACAUCUCCGACCGCUGUGGAUACACCGCACUGAGGUCUGAGGCUGUCCCAAAUGUUCGCAUCCAUGCAGUUUUCCGGGAACGACUCCGUAAAGAUGUUGGCUUAUUAGACCACAUUAUUUUGCAUCUGGACAGCCAAGAUGUUCAGAUUAUCCUGUUGCAAGGAGGCAGAGUCAAGAUCAACGGCGAGGUGCUGGCAGUCUAUGCUACACCAAAAGUGGUCCAUGGUGUGGAAAUUUCAAAGGUCCAGAAUGGAGUGACUGCCAAAAUAUUAGCCUCCAACUAUACACUUUCAGUCUUCUUUGAUGGAAACACAGCACAGAUUCACUUGAUAGGCAAAAAUGUCGCUGCUGUGCAUGGACUAUGUGGGAAUUCCUCUUUGGAUUUUAACCAAGAGAGAGUUGCUGAUCACAGCAUCGCAGGGUGUGAGAUGCAAUUUAAAGACGCUGAUGAUAGUAUGAUCAACUGUAAAGCUGCAACUGAAUGGUGCAAUCUCAUGUGGCAAGAUCCAUUCACUCAGUGCCACAUGUACAUCGAUCCAGAGCCCUUUGUGUCAGCCUGCAUCAGCAAUUUGUGCCAGUAUCCUGCUGUGGAUGGUCUCAAAUGCCAGUUAUUGGAGGCCUACGCCCGAGCCUGCUACGACCAAAGCAAUGUCAAUGUUGACGGCUGGAGGUCGUCAGCUAAAUGUGAUGCUGGUCAUCAAGCCCUCUGCCAAGACAAGUACUGUAGUGAACACGAGUACUGCGGUGAAGGCUAUGACGGACAAACCCACUGCCUUUGUCGGGCUAUUUUUGCCUCUGACUACAGAGCCACAGAAAAAUUCGGUGAGCCAAUGGUUUGCAGCCAUUCAUCUGCGUUAGUCGACAUGUACUGUUGCCUUCUAGAGGAGAAAGGUAUAGACUACACAAAACUGCAUCUUAAUGAUGAAAGCUGCAAAGGUGAUGUAAAUAAGGAAACCCACAUGGUGAGAUUCAACUUUAAUCGGGACAACACUUGUGGUGCAAUCAUUAAGGCAAACACCACAAAAAUAACCUACCAAAAUGUCAUUGCGACACCAAAGUUUUCCACUGUGGUGACCCGUUUCAACAAGUUGCUCAUGGAUUUUUCCUGUCAUUUUGACCAACCAGACCUGGAGGGUCUGGCGAUCAGAAUGAUAGACAGCCCUGUGAUUAAACACUUCACGUCAGGAGAAUGGAAUUAUUCUUUAACCAUGGCAGCAUACACUGACCCUGAAAGAACACAACACAUAGAGAGAAACAAAGAGGUCCGGUUAAACCAGAAGAUCUGGGUGGAGGUCAAAUCAUUUGGGCUGGAUGGAGGUGCUAUUUCUCUGGUGACAGAAUCCUGCUGGGCUACAAAUCAGUCGGCUUCAGAGGGUAGCCUUCGAUAUGAACUUAUCAUUGAAGGAUGUCCCAAUACUGCAGACGGGACGAUCAAUAUUGAAGGCAAUGGAGAGGGAGCAUCAAACUACUUUUCCUUUAACGCGUUCAAGUUCUCAGACAACAACAAUGAAAUGUUCCUACACUGCAGAGUAGAGUUGUGCGUUCAACAGGGAGACUCUUGCAUCCGGAGGUGCAACUCAUCACGAAGGAGACGAAGAUCUGUGCCUACAACUGUUGGUGAUGGUGAUCCAUCCAUCAUCACCAUGGCUUGGGCCUGA
This is a messenger RNA of Nerophis lumbriciformis (worm pipefish), 2031 nucleotides long. The record is from RefSeq and is a predicted model, not a curated record. NCBI's taxonomy places the organism in Eukaryota, Metazoa, Chordata, Actinopteri, Syngnathiformes, Syngnathidae.